This is a messenger RNA of Ylistrum balloti, 2964 nucleotides long. Its product is annotated as adenylate cyclase type 3-like. The transcript has 19 exons. The record is from RefSeq and is a predicted model, not a curated record. Gene Ontology annotation, molecular function: adenylate cyclase activity. NCBI's taxonomy places the organism in Eukaryota, Metazoa, Mollusca, Bivalvia, Pectinida, Pectinidae. Gene Ontology annotation, biological process: adenylate cyclase-activating G protein-coupled receptor signaling pathway; cyclic nucleotide biosynthetic process; intracellular signal transduction. The coding region runs from base 1 to 2964 and encodes 987 amino acids.
AUGAUUGAGAUGAAUUCGGAAGUGAUUAGUGUGGGAGUGCCGACCAACAGGUUUAGGUCAUGUGACACCAUAAAUGAUUCCGUUGAUACCAAGUCGCUGUUCAGGUUCGAUUUGACCAACUAUUACACUGUUUGCAGAUUUCAAAGGGACAGGGAUACUUUUAAAAGUUUUGUGUGGUCAGAUAUCGUAUCUUUGCUUGAUAUAUUACCGAUAAUGGGUGUCCUUUACAAUAUCUGUGCCAUACUAGUUAUUUAUUUACAAUGUCCCACGUGUUUCCCAGAUACACUUUUUUACGUUCACCUGGUUGCGGCCAUGAUCCAUUGUAUCCUUUGCGGCGUCUGUUUAAUAAAAACCACCAGGACCAGACUUCCGGUCUUUCACCCCUUAUUUCCCGUAUUAAUCAUCAUUGCCGUGAUAUUAUGGGAUGGAACAAAUUAUUUGACCGGAUAUGCGUAUCUCUGGUUGCAGGUGCUGAUCUUUAUUAAUAUGAUGACUUUCUCGGGACGGUUACUUUUCUCUCUACCCGUAUGUCUGAUUUUGUUUUCAAGUGUCCUGAUACCACAAGGAAUACAACAAUACACACAGAGCCAUGAGUGGAUACCGCAGAUUAUUAUGAACGUGAUUGUGUUCCUGUGUAUGAUGUCACAUGGAUUUGCUGCUUACUUCUCACUGGAAAAUGAAUACCUUAUGACAUUUCUGGAAGAUUUAAGAUUAUCUAAGUACAAAAAAAUCGUUUCUGAGGAACAAAUGUUGAAGAACAAUAUCAUGAAAGCAUCGUUUCCGAAACGAAUAGCGGAGGAAAUAACCCGAGCGUUUGAUAUCGACUCGUGUGGACCGUUUCGUAAAAUGUACAUCUCAAAAAAUGACAAUGUAACUAUCGUCUUUGCGGAUAUAGUAGGAUUCACGACAAUAUCCUCCUUCUACAGUGCUGAACGUCUUGUGGCUUUGUUAAAUGACAUUUUCCUAUCGUUUGAUAGAAUCGCAGAUAAAUAUCAUCAGCUGAGGUUGAAGAUUUUGGGCGACUGUUAUUAUUGUAUCUGUGGAAUACCUGAGCCCAAGGAAGAUCACGCCAGUCUCUCUGUCUCAAUGGGUUUCGGUAUCAUGGAUGCUAUCAGCGUGAUUUCUUCAAAAAUGAAAAUGAGGGUAGGCGUGCAUACCGGAAGUGUAUUAAGUGGAGUGCUUGGUCUUAGUCAGUGGCAGUUUGACGUCCUUGGACAAGAUGUUAAGAUUGCUAAUCUGAUGGAAAGUUCCGGAGUUCCAGGGAAAGUUCAUAUCACGCACGUGACACGUGCGUUGCUAAGUGACGAUUACGUUAUAACGCCAAGUAAUGCUGGAGAAAAGGUGGACUUUCUAAAGCGUGCUGGUAUACGCACAUUCUUCAUUUCACAAAGCCGCAAUAAAGAGCAUGCUGAGAUUGAAGAAGAGGUUUCCGACAUUUUAGAUUCGGACGACGCAUGGGAUACUCAUGAAAUUUCCGAUAUCUGUGAUACGACAAUUGGCGAGAUGAACGUGUACCCUGUCUCUCUUGGAUUCAGAAACAUCAUCACGGAAAAGCAAUACCUGUAUCGCCGCCAGUUCCUCGGUCUUCAGCCUUAUCCCUUUGUGUUUGUGUUAAUGGUCGUCUUUACGAACAACUUUACCAGUUUCUUCAAGUCCUGGAAUGUCAUGGUGUCUUCGUGCCUUGGGUCAGUUAUAAUGCUGUUGAACGUUCUCACUAUGACUGAGGGUAUUGACGGUCUCUCCGAAAAGACCCUGAUUGUCCAUUUUGCCGAAAACGUCCUUAUCUUCAUUUCGGCUAUUUUCUCGCUUUUUGCCUGGCUAGACACGGAUGUAUGGACAUCUGACAACGAAACUUCUUCCAUUUUCAAUGCUACCGGAAAUGCUACACCGGAUGUGGAAUCACCGAUGACAUUCGUCUUGUGUGAUUAUGUGUACCUGCGCUUACUGUUGCUGAUGAUUGGCGUCAACGAGACAGUGAAAUUACGACACAGUUUGAAGUGCCUCAUCGUCGUAUUAUUUGCUUUUGUUUCCCUUAUGCAUCUUGUACAUUUACAUCCAAACGGCAAGUACACAAAUACAGCAGAGGAUAUGAUCUCACCUGCCGGAACCGUGCUCAGUUUUUUGGUAAUUAUUGUUCUGAUGAAUAGAAAGGUUGAAACUGUGAAGCGAAAGAUGUUUCUUCAAAGAACGAAAGCCAUAGGUAAUCAUGAAUUGCUGAGGAAGCUGAGAAGGAAGAACAAGGACCUGCUUUACAAUUUGAUUUUCCCCGACAUAGCACGGGAUCUACUCUCCAAACCAGAUCUAACGCACGCUCUGAGCCAAAGCUACGAUGAAGUCGGGGUUAUGUUUGCCGCUUGCCCCCAUUUUGAUGAAUUCUACACAGAAAAUUGUAACUAUGAAGACGGCAUGGGAUGUGUACGCUUCCUCAACGAAAUAAUUUCGGAUUAUGACGAGUUGAUACAGGAACCGGAGUUUAAAAAUCUGUGCAAGAUCAAAACGAUUGGUGCUACAUACAUGGUUGCGAGUGGCCUCCAGAAACAUUUCGACUGUACCAACACGGAGGAAAAUGAUAGAAGCAGACGUAGAGAACAUCUUGCUUUACUCGUACGAUUUGCGUUGAAAAUGAUGGAUGUUGUGGAGAGCAUAUCACAGGAAUCAUUCACAAACUUCAAACUUAGAAUCGGGAUAAACCAUGGCCCGUUGACUGCUGGAGUGAUAGCUCACAAACCACACUACGAUAUUUUCGGUAAUACCGUCAAUGUAGCCAGUCGUAUGGAAAGUACAGGGGUCAUAGACAAAAUACAGGUGCUGAAGAAUACAGCACAGGUUUUACAGAAAUAUGGCUAUAGUUUUAAGUCACGAGGUCCAAUAGAUGUGAAGGGGAAAGGCAGCCUUGUGACGUAUUUAUUGUCAAGGUCAGACAGCCAUGUUUCUUCCACACGAGAGGAUCAUCAUGGAAGUUAG